Molecule: messenger RNA, 470 nt
Organism: Rhizophagus irregularis DAOM 181602=DAOM 197198
Lineage: Eukaryota; Fungi; Glomeromycota; Glomeromycetes; Glomerales; Glomeraceae
Source: RefSeq, a predicted model, not a curated record
CCCAAAUCGUUCUAUGAACUUUAAUACAACUAGCUUGUAUCACUAUUUGUUUAAUAAAUAAAUUGAUUUACUAAUUUAAACUACCAAAUACCGAAUUUUAAAGAAAAAUCGUAAGAAUCAAUUCUUUAAAUGACGACAAGUAAAAAACCAUUAUUACAAUUCAAUCUAAGGUCUAAAUAUAUAACUAACUUCGGAGAAUAUGGACUUCGAUUCAAAAACCCUGAAGAUCACACCAAUCAGAAAGAUCAAUGGCAAAACGUGUAUUUUUAUGGUAAAACACCCAUAUCACUUUUGCUUCUUUUUUUCUCUGCCAACCUUUUUUCCUUAUUUUUUUCCGCCAUUAAAAAAAGUAAUAUUAUAGUAGUAAGUUUGAAAGGUUUUAUUUAUAUUUAACUUUUAUACAUAAAGAUUAUAUAUACCAUAAUUAGAAAAUGAUUAUUAUUCAAAUAGUUUAAUACAUUUGGAAAUUU